Gigantopelta aegis is the source of this 1095-nucleotide messenger RNA. RefSeq lists its product as uncharacterized. Gene Ontology annotation, molecular function: protein binding. Gene Ontology annotation, biological process: signal transduction. The record is from RefSeq and is a predicted model, not a curated record. Bases 172 to 756 code for a protein of 194 amino acids. Lineage: Eukaryota; Metazoa; Mollusca; Gastropoda; Neomphalida; Peltospiridae. The transcript has 7 exons.
GUUAACUUGGAUGUUCCAUCAAUUGCUUUAAAACCUUUAUCAGAAAAGAAGAAAAAACUUAUGCAGUUUUAUGAGAUAUAGAGGGCAGAACAUAAUCUGUAUAAUAGAGGCAGAGGGUUUCUCUGAAUUCUACUCGUAUCCAGGUUGAGUAAUAUUAGUUUCUGUAGGCUAAUGGCUUCAUCGAAUAGACGGUCUUCUCGUCGGCAUGGUAGAGACAUUCCAGACACUGCGAUAGCUAAAACAUCAGAUCAGGACAUUCAAGAGAUAGGUUCACACACUGCGAUAACUAAAACAUCAGGCUGGAAACAGCAGCAACAAAAAGGUCAUCCACCAGCCGCUAAUAUUGUUCUUAUACAAAACAAUGGACAACUUCAAAUUGGAAACCACAAUAUCAUGUUUGGAGCAUUCGAAGAUUCUGAUAGUGAUGACGAAGGGAAUUUCACUCCCAGCGAGAAAGAGGAACUUCAAAAGAUACGCAAUUGCAAUGAUGAGGUAACCAGAAGUCAACUACAGGACAUUGCACAGAAAGUUGGUGACCCUUGGAGACUACUUAUGAAUUGUCUUGGCAUCCCUGGAUACAAAGUGGACCAGUGUUAUGAGGAGAAUUACCAUUCAGGCAUGGAUGAGGUUAAAUAUCAGUUACUGCGACACUGGAAGCAGCAAACCGAUGAACCAACAGUGGCCAAGUUGUUGAAAGUGCUGGAGCAAGCAAGACUGAUUCAUUUGUGGGAAUGUUUGAAACCAGAAGAGGACUAAAUGUUCCAACGAACGAUAGCGCCAGGUGUUCCAAAUGAAGUUCCUGACCCAUGUCACAGAUGAAACAUUUGCUACAAUGUCAAUUUUUCCAUCUUACACUGGUGUAGUCAGCAGGACAUCGUGUCUCCAUUCUAAUUAUACAGAGCAUAUGGAAUGGAGAACAUGCCUAAUUCUAGGCUGUGCUAUAAAUAGUUAUAUCUACUUUGAAAUAUACCUUGCAGGUUUGACAUCUGAAACCUUUAUAGCGAAUCGUGAUGUGAUACUGAACAAAAUGUUGCCUGAAACUGUACAUAAUAAUAAUUAUAAUGCUUAUUUUUUGAAAUAUAAAUACAUAAAGUG